AUGGGAGGACUGAGGAGAAGGAUGAGGAGGUUAAGAGAACUGAACCCCAUUGAGGAGGUGGAGGAAGGUUUGGCUGAUGAUAAUGAGGAGGAGGAGGUACAUGCUGAAGCAGUAGUGGUGGAGGAGAAUGAGGAGGUGGAGAUACAGGAUUUUGUGGAGGUAGAGGUUGAGGAUGAGGCUGAGGAAGAGGUUGAGGAUGAGGCUGAGGACGAGGAUGAGGCUGAGGAUGAGGAGGAGGCUGAGGAAGAGGUUGAGGAUGAGGAGGAGGCUGAGGAAGAGGAUGAGGCUGAGGACGAGUUCUCCGGAUAUGACACCACAAGCUCUGAGGAAGAAGACGAUGAAGACGAUGGCCAUCCUCCGCCUCACCUUCGGUUCACCCAGAGGAUUCCCCCCGACUUCAGACUCCCAUGGAACCACGAGGAGCCGGAGGAUUCUCCGGAUUGCCAAGAAGACCGUGCCUCUAGGAAAAGGAGAAGAGACGAAGAUGAGGAAGAUGAUGAAGACGAGGACCACCUUCCGCCUCUCCUUCGGUUCACCCAGAGGAUUCCGCCCGACUUCAGACUCCCAUGGAACCACGAGGAGCCGGAGGAUUCUCCAGACUGCCAAGAAGACCGUGCCUCUAGGAGAAGAAGAAGAGAGGAAGAGGAUGAAGAGGAGCCCCCUGGGAAGAGGCCUUGUGGCGAGAGGUCUAGGGAUGCCUUAGGUAGCGUCUUGCNGAAGACGAUGAAGACGAUGGCCAUCCUCCGCCUCACCUUCGGUUCACCCAGAGGAUUCCCCCCGACUUCAGACUCCCAUGGAACCACGAGGAGCCGGAGGAUUCUCCGGAUUGCCAAGAAGACCGUGCCUCUAGGAAAAGGAGAAGAGACGAAGAUGAGGAAGAUGAUGAAGACGAGGACCACCUUCCGCCUCUCCUUCGGUUCACCCAGAGGAUUCCGCCCGACUUCAGACUCCCAUGGAACCACGAGGAGCCGGAGGAUUCUCCAGACUGCCAAGAAGACCGUGCCUCUAGGAGAAGAAGAAGAGAGGAAGAGGAUGAAGAGGAGCCCCCUGGGAAGAGGCCUUGUGAUAAAAGAUGAAGCCUCAUUCAUAAGGGCUCUUGGCUGCAGCCCCAAUCUACUGCUGAAGGUGGUCUCCAUCUUUGGUAACACAGGGGAGGGCAAAUCCCACACUCUGAACCACACCUUCUUCAUGGGCAGAGAAGUCUUCAAAACCUCCCCCACUCAGGAGUCCUGCACAGUGGGUGUAUGGGCAGCAUUUGACCCCAUCCAUAAGAUUGUGGUCAUCGAUACAGAGGGGCUGCUUGGUAACAGCUCCAAACAGGGUCAAAGAACUCGUUUACUUCUCAAGGUGCUCGCCAUUUCAGACCUCAUCAUUUACCGCACUCAUGCCGACCGCCUCCACGACGACCUUUUCAAGUUCCUCGGCGAUGCCUCUGAUGCUUAUCUGAGGCAUUUCACUAAGGAGCUAAAAGCCACAACGGCUCGCUGUGGCCUGGAUGUCCCGCUGUCCACCCUGGGCCCUGCUGUGGUCAUCUUCCAUGAAACUGUCCACACCAAGCUCCUGGGUUCAGAUAAAUCGUCGGACUCUGUGGAUCGGCUGCUGUUGGAGCGCUUUAGGAAGCUUUCCCGUUUUCCGGAAGCCUUCAGCUCCGUCCAAUAUUGGGGCACACAGACUCUCAGUCCUCCCACCGAUUUUCGGGGCUUGCAGAAUAAACUGGAUCAGCUCCUGGAUAACAAUGCCACCCGCUCGCCUCGUGCCCCAGGCGUCAUCUUCAAAGCCCUGCAGGCACUGAGUGAACGCUUUAAUGGAGAAAUCGCAGGUGAGGUUGCAACACAAAGCUGCUUCUUCCCUGAUGAGUACUUCACCUGUUCCAGCUUUUGCCUCAGUUGUGGAUCCGGAUGCAAAAAUAGUAUGAACCACUUGCAUGAAGGGUCGUACCAUGAGGCGAAGCAACGCUGCCGUUACUCUGCUCAGUAUGAUAAUCGCAUUUAUACGUGUAAGGCUUGUUAUGAAGGAGGGAAGGAAAUGAUAGUUGUCCCGAAGACGUCAGCUUCCUCAGACUCCCCAUGGAUGGGCCUGGCUAGAUACGCCUGGUCUGGGUAUGUUAUUGAAUGUCCAAACUGUGGAGUGAUCUACCGAAGCCGCCAGUACUGGUAUGGCAACCAGGACCCUGUGGAUACAGUCGUUCGCACUGAGAUCCAACAUGUUUGGCCAGGGUCUGACGGCUUUUUAAAGGACAACAACAAUGCUGCACAGCGGCUUCUCGAUGGCGUCAAUCUAGUGGCCCAGUCGGUAUCAGAGCUCAGCGUGAAACCUGCUAAGGCCGUCACCUCUUGGCUGACAGAUCAGAUCGCUCCAGCCUACUGGAAACCCAACUCCCUCAUCAUGAUGUGCCACAAGUGUCACACGGUCUUCCAGGAUAAUGACACCAAGCAUCACUGCCGUGCCUGCGGGGAGGGGUUCUGUGACGGCUGUUCGUCCAAAGCUGCGCCCGUCCCUGAGAGAGGCUGGGGUCUUGCCCCUGUCAGGGUGUGUGACGUCUGCUUUGAGCAGAGAGCUUCAUAUGCAGAAAUACUUGCGUCAGAGCUUGAGGAAGAAGAAGGCGGGACUCUGGCCAGAAAGGUUGGAGAAGCUGUCACCAACACCAUAGGAGUCGUGGCUACUGCCAUUGACAUCCCACUUGGCCUGGUAAAAGACGCAGCUCGCCCAGCCUACUGGGUGCCUGACCAGGACAUCCUGUCGUGCAACAACUGCCAGCGUGAGUUCACUGCCAAGCUCUCCAAGCACCACUGCCGUGCCUGUGGCCAAGGAGUGUGCGACGAAUGCUCCCCACAGCGACGAGCAGUCCCUUCCCGGGGCUGGGACCACCCUGUUCGCGUGUGUGACGGCUGCAACCAAAAACUUGGAGAACUUUGAUGUGGUUGCCUUUCCGUCCCCUGAGCACCGGGAGAGAAGCGUUCGCCCAGAUGGCAGUCUGUCACUGUCUAGGUGUACACCUGCUCUAUGAAAAGGAAAGCUUAGGGAAUACUUUAAUAUUUUAGAAAAGUUGAAUUUAGAGUUCCUGUGGUCUUUCUAGAACACACAGAAUCUGGGGUUAACUGACUGAAUGUCACAACUGAAUUUGAGCUUCAUAUUUCAAUCAUAAUGAGCAAAAAUCCACAACAUUUCUGUUAAAUAAAGCCGUCAAGGUAUUUUUCUAUUAUUAGAGGGUAUAAACAAAAUGCAUCAUUGGAAGGACUGAUAGAAUAAGAGGAUGGUUGAUUGCUGUGAGUAUAACUCCAGCAAUGUGUAUCUGGGUUGCUCGUUGCUGAUGUUGAGCGUGUAAAAGUGUGAUAUCUUGUAUUUUGGAAGGCAUAACUGCGGGUUUUGUUGCAUGCAUGCAUUGCAGGAUUUUAGUUUUUGCACUAAGUCUUUUUUGCAGCUGUUAUAGGCUGUUGCUUAACAUGGCAACCUUUAGGUAUCCAGCAGAGGAAGAACACUGACCCAAGCUGGGCUGAAUUCUGCAGCAGUAGGGUCAGAUAUUGGAUAUCUGGUGUGCCAAAAUGUAUUCAGGUCAUUGUGUAGGUGCAACUUCAAUGUUUACCUUAUGUCAUGCUAUUUGUGGUUGUAUGGACUCACAAAGGUGUUGAUUAUACUUGUUGAAAAUAUUCUAGUGUUCAUCAUGUAAA
Messenger RNA from Cyprinodon variegatus (sheepshead minnow), 3668 nucleotides. RefSeq names its product zinc finger FYVE domain-containing protein 1-like. Lineage: Eukaryota; Metazoa; Chordata; Actinopteri; Cyprinodontiformes; Cyprinodontidae. Gene Ontology annotation, molecular function: metal ion binding. Bases 1 to 2916 code for a protein of 971 amino acids. The record is from RefSeq and is a predicted model, not a curated record. The transcript has 13 exons.